AUGGCAGCCGACCAGCAACGUCGCGUGAAGCUGAUAGUUAGCUACGGCGGGAGGAUCGAGCGCGCCGAGGGUCGGCCGCCGAGGUACGUCGGCGGCGAGCAUCUGCUCCUCAACGUCCUUUCGUCCGUCUCGACGAGGGGCUUCCGCGACCUGCUGGCGGCGCGCGCGUGCUUCUCCAACUUCUCCGUCAAGUACUGCUACUCCGGCGAGGGGCUGGACUCGCUCUGCGACGUGGACACGGACGAGGACCUCCGGGACAUGCUGGACAUCUUGCUCUACCGGGACCUGCAGGCCCGGCUGUUCAACGACCAGAACACGCGCAGGUUCCGGGUCUACCUGUUCCGCGACGCCGCCGCCCCGUCGCCGACCUCCCAGGCCCUCGGAAAACCAGCUCCCAUGCGGCGUAGCGCGACGUCGCCAGCUCUGUUGUCGGCGAAGCCGGCCGACGUCGGCGGGCGGCCCUCCCAUGGCCUGGCCGCUCCCGCUCCCUCUCUGGUGCCGCGGAUCACGACGUCGCCGAAUCCGUUGUGCGAGACGUCGACGGUUGGCACGGCGCCCUCCAAGCCGCCGCUCGCCCCCACUCUCGCACGGCGGAUAGCGUCGUCGCCUUUGUUGACGGCAGACUCGACAGAUGACACGCCUUCUUUGAUCACCACCACGUCGACAUCAGCAGCCAGAGCUACGCAACAUACACCACCCCACGCGGCGGCGUUCUGGCCGGCAGAGCAGCAUAAUCCGUUGUGCGAGACGUCGACGGUUGGCACGGCGCCCUCCAAGCCGCCGCUCGCCCCCACUCUCGCACGGCGGAUAGCGUCGUCGACUUUGUUAACGGCAGACUCUACAGAUGACACGGCUUCUUUGAUCACCACCACGUCGACAUCAGCAGCCAGAGCUACCCAACAUACACCACCCCACGCGGCGGCGUUCUGGCCGGCAGAGCAGCGUAAUCCGGUGUACCAGGCGGCUCCAGUAUUCUUGGUGCCAGUAAUGCCGCAGGUCAUAAUCCACCGGCCAGAGAUCAUACUCGUACCCAUGUUCAAUUCAAAGGUGGCCAUGGGCUGA
This is a messenger RNA of Triticum turgidum subsp. durum (durum wheat), 1062 nucleotides long. The record is from the annotation of a GenBank genome assembly. NCBI's taxonomy places the organism in Eukaryota, Viridiplantae, Streptophyta, Magnoliopsida, Poales, Poaceae.